This is a messenger RNA of Dovyalis caffra, 411 nucleotides long. The record is from the annotation of a GenBank genome assembly. Lineage: Eukaryota; Viridiplantae; Streptophyta; Magnoliopsida; Malpighiales; Salicaceae.
AUGGCUCGCACGAAGCAAACAGCAAGGAAAUCCACAGGAGGCAAAGCCCCACGUAAGCAACUGGCCACCAAGGCUGCCCGGAAAUCAGCUCCAGCGACUGGAGGAGUGAAGAAACCACACAGGUUCAGGCCAGGGACGGUGGCGUUGAGAGAAAUCAGAAAGUACCAGAAGAGUACUGAGCUGCUGAUAAGGAAGUUACCCUUUCAAAGGCUGGUGAGAGAAAUAGCUCAGGAUUUCAAGACUGAUUUGAGGUUCCAAAGCAGUGCAGUGGCUGCUCUUCAGGAAGCUGCUGAGGCAUACCUUGUGGGGUUGUUCGAGGAUACCAAUUUGUGCGCUAUUCAUGCUAAGAGAGUUACUAUUAUGCCUAAGGAUAUUCAGCUUGCUAGGAGGAUUAGAGGCGAGAGGGCUUAG